AUAUUGAAGCAAGUGGAUAAGCAAGAGAAGCAAAAAGGUUAAACCCCAAACAAAACCCUUCUUCUCCUGAUUCCUGAAAGCCAAGGACGCACGAAUCCAUCAAUGGCGAGGCUUAAGACGGGCAUUGACUCGGCGUUCUGGGACCUGAACGUUGCCUCCCCUCAGUGCCACGACGGUUGGGCCAAGGCCGUUCCCGGCGGCCCAUUUCCGGUGGACGGCUCCGUCGGAAGCAGACUCCUCCGCCCUCAGCAAUUCUCAUUCCUCGGAAACGGCAUAACCCUUCCCGCCAUGCCCUCUCUCUCUCUCACUUCGCCCAAGGAUUUGGGUUCCCUCGCUUUUCAGUCCCUCCUCCUCAAACUCGCUUCCCCUCGCUGGUGGCUUGCAAUGACUGGACAGUUCCGUCCCAGGAAAUUGAUUACCGAUGUUAAAAAUGAGAUCUCUAAUGCUGAAGAUUUCGAUCUCUCCACAGUCAAGGAUGUUGCGAAGCAUUUCAUUAACAAGUCACUUUUUUCUUUUGGGUUAACCUCACAGUUUGCUUUUCCUCCUUCAACAUCCGUGCUGUUUGCUAUAGAGGGACAUGGUGAGAAAGAAAGACUGCGACGCAAAGUGAUGGUUUUUCACAAGCUUCCUGAUCAUGAUCUUACAUUUGAGGCAGCAUGGCCUCAGCUGUUUAUUGACCACAAGGGAAAAUAUUGGGAUGUCCCUGAAUCUUUAUCUGUUGAUUUGUCGUCCCUUGUGUCUGAAUCUGGAUUGCGAUACCGCUUUGGGAUACAUAAAAAUGGUGGUAUUCCCAAGGCAAUGCAUGCAACUGACGGCAACCCGCCACUUUCUUUAUUGCCUGGCCUUUGUGCAAAGGCUGCCUUUAGUUAUGAGAAAACCAAAUACUUCUGGAGAGAUAAGGGUGAUGUGGAAAAAGAUAAUGAAGAGGCGUUUCCAUACGAUGAGCGUCUUAAGGAACCUCACGCAGCAGUAUCUGGAAUGUUUGGUAGCUCCUUUGCUUCCUGGGUUUGGAAUGGGAGGAGCUUUUCCAGCAUUAAUUCAAGAGAAGAUCUAGAGGUGUCAACAAGCAAGAGAUCUCGAAUUAAUGCUGAUUUGUUUGGCUCAGUUUGCUACACCUUUCAGCAUGGAAAGUUCACAAAACAAUUCGGGGACUUAACCAGGGUAGAUGCUCGUCUGGAUAUAUCUUCAGCUUCAGCAUUUGCGAAGAAGAUUCUGAAUUGUUCCAGGAGUUCAACUGCUGAUGUUAGCGAACAACCAUCAGCCUCACCUCGGCUAAAUUUAAUCUUUCAACAGCAGUUUUCUACUUGUAGGUUGCUGGGCCAGUUGUUUUUCGAGCAGAUUCUCGAAUUUCACUCGAGUCGUUCGCCAGGAAAAAUGGCCUGCCAGUAGAGGAUUUCAUUUGCAGCCUGAGUUACUCCUUGAAAUCUCUUCAGUCUGGAAAGGUUGUUGCUUGGUAUUCUCCAAAAAGACAAGAGGGAAUGGUUGAGUUGCGCAUGUAUGAGUUUUAGUAGAGAAUGCAACCCUCACUUAUUUGUAACUCAUUCAUGCUUAGACCUUUCAAUGCAAGAAGCCCCACGUGCUUGCUUUGAAAGAUGCAUUUAUUUAACAUUUGAUCAGCUGAAACUCGACAUCAUUGAUUUUGUAAUGCCAAAAGGAUUAGUUAGUUGCUCCUUUGAUUUUGGUGUUUUAUUCAUCUUUAGCAUCAGUGAAGUGCUUACUCUUGGCAGGACAAGCCAAGACUAGCAAAGCCAAGUACAUUUGA
Cajanus cajan (pigeon pea) is the source of this 1762-nucleotide messenger RNA. RefSeq names its product TRIGALACTOSYLDIACYLGLYCEROL-like protein. Gene Ontology annotation, cellular component: chloroplast envelope. Gene Ontology annotation, biological process: acylglycerol transport; ER to chloroplast lipid transport. Gene Ontology annotation, molecular function: phosphatidic acid binding. NCBI's taxonomy places the organism in Eukaryota, Viridiplantae, Streptophyta, Magnoliopsida, Fabales, Fabaceae. The record is from RefSeq and is a predicted model, not a curated record.